Messenger RNA from Oryzias melastigma (Indian medaka), 2707 nucleotides. It is a transcript of the gene aoc2, whose product is annotated as amine oxidase copper containing 2. The transcript has 5 exons. Gene Ontology annotation, biological process: amine metabolic process. Bases 45 to 2330 code for a protein of 761 amino acids. Lineage: Eukaryota; Metazoa; Chordata; Actinopteri; Beloniformes; Adrianichthyidae. Gene Ontology annotation, molecular function: quinone binding; primary methylamine oxidase activity; copper ion binding. Gene Ontology annotation, cellular component: plasma membrane. The record is from RefSeq and is a predicted model, not a curated record.
CCGCUGCGCUGCGCUUCCUCCUCCUCACUUUUGGUCCGCGCGCAAUGGUGGAGCGAAAAAUGAGCCCCGUUUUGAAAUGGGCGCUGGUGCUGUUUGCCCUCGCCUCGGUCAUUCUCAACAUCGCUCUGAUCGUCGUCCACUCAGGCAGGACCCCCAGAUGCUCCGCGCAGCGCGUCCGCCCGCUGCUGGCCAAACAUGACGAGCGCAGCGUCGUGUUCGCGGAUCUGUCCCAGGAGGAGUACCUGCAGGUCCAGACCUACAUGCUGCAGCAGAAGGGCUUGGAGAUAAGCACCAAACAGACCACGAAACCCUCGGAAAACUUUCUGUUUCUGGUCGACCUCUUUCUCCCCAAAAAGGUGGAUGUUUUGGCGUUCCUGGAUGGGAAAGGCCCUGCGCCGGAGAGGCAGGCGACAGUCGUGGUCUUCCACGGAUCCACGGGCUUCAUCAAGGAGUACGUGGUGGGACCUCUUCCCAACCCGACUCACCACAGAGACGUUACGCAGGAGAAGUACCACAUGGAGCUGCCUAUAACCAAGCGUCUGGUGACGGUCGGAGAGUACGCGUUAAUGUUCGAGUUCUUUGAAAGGGAAGUUUUCUCCAAGCUGAAGAAAGUCAUGCAGGAAAGCUUCGGCGUGGGUCCAAACAGAAAACUCAACGCCUUCGAGCAAAUGCCCCGCGGGGUCCGGUCCGGUGACAGGCAGACCUGGGUGUCUUUCUUCCGAGACAUGAGCGGGAUGUACAUCCACCCGGUGGGCUUCGAGGUGCUGCUCAACCACCAGAGCCUGAACGCGUCCCGCUGGACGGUGGAGCGCCUGCUGUAUAACGGGCUCUACUUUGACUCCGUGGAAGAGCUGAACCAGGCGUACGAAGAGGGGCGGGUUGACAAAAUCGUUUACAAAGAGUCUCCAGACUACGGCUCUCUGAAGCCGAAGCCCGGGCUCCAGCAGCAGGUCGGCCCGCAGCAGUUCUCCGCGGAGGGGAAGCGCUUCAGCGUCAGGAACAACCACGUCGUCUACCUGGACUGGAGCUUCGCCUUCGGGCUGAGCGCGCUCACGGGCAUGAGGGCGUUCGACGUGCGCUUCAGGGGCGAGCGGAUCAUCUACGAGCUGAGCGUGCAGGAGGCCAUGUCGGUGUACGGCUCCGUCACUCCGGGCAUGAUCGUCACCAAGUUUCUGGACUCGAGCAUCGGCAUCGGGCGCUUCGCGCACGAGCUGGUGCGCGGAGUUGACUGUCCUUACGACGCCACGUAUGUGGACUCGGUCCGCUACAUCGACACCCCCAAACCCGUGAGGUUCCGGAACUCCAUCUGCGUCUUCGAGCACAACAUGGGCCAGCCUCUGCGGAGGCACUUCGCGGACUUCUUCCACCACAGCUACGGAGGAAUGGCCAACAGCGCGCUGGUGUUCCGGACCAUCACCGCCAUCGGGAACUACGACUACAUGUGGGAUUUCAUCUUCUACCAGAGCGGCUCCGUGGAGGCCAAGGUGCACGCGACCGGAUACAUCUCCUCCUCCUACAUGGUGCGCGGCAGCCUGAAGCAUGGACACCAGGUCGCGGAGAAUGUUCUGGGCAACAUUCACACCCACUUCAUCAACUUCAAAGUGGACCUGGACGUGAGUGGUGUGAAGAAUGUGUUCCAGACCAAAGACAUGGAGUUUGUGAAUGUGUCCCUACCAUGGAUUCCUGACCACUUCGCCAUGAUUCCUCAAUUGGUGGAGAAGCAACUCAAGACAGAACAGGAGGCAGCCCUGCGUUAUGACACCAAGACACCCCGUUACCUCCACAUUGCCAGCAAUGCAACCAACUCCUGGGGCCAUCAGCGAUCCUACAGACUGCAGGUCUUCAGUUUUGCAGGGGAUCAUCUGCCCGAAAGUCAACCUGAGGAAAGGUCCAUGUCCUGGGCCAGGUACAAGGUUGCCAUCACUAAACACAAAGACCAGGAGCAAACCAGCAGCAGUCUUUACAGUCAAAACGAUAUGUGGGCUCCAGCUGUGGACUUCAGCAGGUAUAUUGAAGACAACGAAAACAUUGAAAACGAAGACUUGGUUGCCUGGGUGACGACUGGUUUUCUACAUAUUCCUCAUUCUGAAGACAUUCCCAACACAGUGACAGUUGGUAAUGGUGGGGGGGUCCUGCUGCGACCCCAUAACUACUUUAACCAGGAUCCGUCCAUCCACUCUGUGGACGCGGUGUACCUUGAUCCUGGUGCUGAGGAAAGCUGUGAGAACAACAGGAUGGCCUGCUUUGCUCAAGAGACCUGUGGACCUGUCUUAGAACCCUUCACCUACCAGGGUUUUGACGGAGUCAUGAAAUUUGGAGAAUGGUCUUAAAUGACUGCAGAACCGCUUGUAGUAGCUGCAGAGAAGUGUUCUUUUGUCUUGUUUUAUUGAGGCAGAUGGACAUAUGUUUUCUAGUCUAUGAAGUUUUAUUUUCAUUUAAAAAGUGUAUUAAUUUUUUUUUAUCACCAACUUGUGACAGUAAUUACUAUGAGAUAUGUGUAUUUUGUGAUAGUCUUUGUUUUACAUGUAAUAGUUACAUCUAUCACAGCAAAGUCAUUAUUGGCAAUUUAAUGUUGAUGAUGAAAUGUGGUAUUUUUAGAAAACACACUUUUUAGGUGAGAAACAUUUUAGCAUGAUCCAGUAUACUGUGAGCUUGACAAACUAAUUUUUGCACAUACUUUUCUCCAAUAAAAGAAACAUGGAAUAUU